UACUUUUAAGAAUCACACUGUGAGGAAUACACCUGAUCUAAUGUAUCAUUACCAUUGCGGAAAGAGUUUUGAAGAACUCUUGUUUAUUAUUAUAGAGGUAAGAAAAGCUCCAUUAAAUCAAGAUGCCACAAAUAUAAGACAGCUAGUAGGAGAGGACAUUAUGGGACGAGUUGGAGGAGAGCUUCUUGGCCAGUUAAAAUACUCUGUAUUCUAUCCCAGUUCUCUUGGCAUCCUUUGCAUGGAAACAAAAUUGGUUUUUGUUCUCCUAAAAAUAUCAGAAGAGCAUUUAAAGAGCUUACAUUCAGGAGACAAGAAGACAUCAGAGGAUCCAGGGAAGAUUAUGUACACUGAGCCGUUUGACAUUUUAAAAGCAGAGGACAGGAUAAAAAUGGCAGAUUUUCUGUUCUGGUUAGGAUUUGUUCAAGAUUCAAGCAAAUACAAGUUUUUCUGACAGUACACUCACACCUUGUUAAUCCAGCUGCUCGUGUUCC
Messenger RNA from Saccostrea echinata, 491 nucleotides. RefSeq lists its product as uncharacterized. The coding region runs from base 41 to 451 and encodes 136 amino acids. NCBI's taxonomy places the organism in Eukaryota, Metazoa, Mollusca, Bivalvia, Ostreida, Ostreidae. The record is from RefSeq and is a predicted model, not a curated record. The transcript has 3 exons.